AUGGCGGACGCAGGCGAUGAGACCACCCACGUUCAGGAGCCCCUCGACCUCGUCAAGCUCCUGCUUGAUGAGGUAGUUUUCGUCAAGCUCAGAGGUGACCGUGAGCUCAAGGGUAGGCUUCACGCCUACGACAGCCACUGCAAUUUGGUGCUGGGAGAAGUCGAGGAGACCAUCUACGUCGUGGAUGAGGAUGAGGAAGACGAGGAAGUGAAGACCAUCAGCCGCAAGUCAGAGAUGCUGUUUGUUCGAGGCGACAGCGUUGUCCUCAUCUCACCCCAAGGAUCCUCAUAG
Colletotrichum karsti is the source of this 291-nucleotide messenger RNA. Its product is annotated as u6 small nuclear ribonucleoprotein. Lineage: Eukaryota; Fungi; Ascomycota; Sordariomycetes; Glomerellales; Glomerellaceae. Gene Ontology annotation, molecular function: RNA binding. Gene Ontology annotation, cellular component: U6 snRNP; U4/U6 x U5 tri-snRNP complex; catalytic step 2 spliceosome. The record is from RefSeq and is a predicted model, not a curated record. The transcript has 4 exons. Bases 1 to 291 code for a protein of 96 amino acids. Gene Ontology annotation, biological process: P-body assembly; mRNA splicing, via spliceosome.